This is a messenger RNA of Blepharisma stoltei, 759 nucleotides long. Lineage: Eukaryota; Ciliophora; Heterotrichea; Heterotrichida; Blepharismidae. The record is from the annotation of a GenBank genome assembly.
AUGGACACAAAAGAGCUUUUUCCACACGAGAAAUCUGGGACAGACACCUUUGGAGAAGCAUAUGCUUCGCCAGAAGAAAUGUGGCGGAGAGAGCUGCACUCAAAAUUCAUAAGAGAUAAAGAAACUUGGUACCAUUUAGGAAACAGCUACUGGUCUUCUCAAGAGUCAUCUUUAAAUGGAGUUUUAGGUGGCUAUGAAAUAAUUAAUCAGCCAGAUAUCAAUACCUCUAGAGAAUUUGUGGCAUUUUUGAAAACAAGCCACGCUAUGGCUGGGAGAAGAGCUCUUGAUUGUGGCUGUGGAAUUGGAAGAGUUACAAAAUUUCUUUUAUUAAAUGAAUUUGAAACAGUAGACUUAGUUGACCAAUGCCAAAAAUAUGUAGACCAUGCAAGAACUUUUGUGGAUGACUCAAGAGCUGUUAAUUUUUAUGUACAAGGACUACAAAAUUUCAACCCAGAGCCACGAGCUUAUGAUUGUAUAUGAAUUCAAUGGGUACUUGCACAGCUAACAGAUGAAGAUUUGGUCAGUUUUUUGAGAAGAAUUCAAAAUGGGCUGAGAGAAGGAGGGAUCAUUUGCAUUAAAGAAAAUAUAAAGAAGAAUGGCUUUAUGGUGCAUAAGGAAGAUUUCAGUGUGACAAGAUCAGAUAAAAUAUACAAAAUUGCAUUCAGAAAUGCAGGACUUAGGAUUAUCCAUGAGCAGCUGCAGCCAAAUUUUCCAGAAGAUCUUUAUAAGGUAAAAAUGUAUGCCUGCGUUCCUAUUUAA